AUGCGACUGUCAUUACGUCUUGGAAUUAAUAUACUUCCAAUGUGCAAUGGCAUAAGAUUGCUUCGUGGAACGGGGCCCUGGACAGAAAAGGGGUUAGGUGUGGGAGAGGGGUCCGCCCGCGCUUUGCAAGUGCAAGAGAGCACAAGCAGCCUGACCAGGGCAGAGAGAAAGGCUGUUAACAAAUAUUAUCCACCCGACUGGACUCCAUCGAAAGGCUCCAUCAAUCAAUAUGUGGGUCAACAUCCGUUACGAGACCGGGCUCGGAAACUUGGACAGGGAAUCCUUGUCAUCAGAUUUGAGUUGCCGUAUAACAUAUGGUGUGGUGGUUGCAACAGUCAUGUUGGGAUGGGUGUCCGAUACAACGCCGAGAAGAAGAAAGUGGGGAACUAUUACAGCACCCCGAUCUACAAGUUUCGCAUGAAGUGUCACCUCUGUCCUAAUUACUUUGAAAUUCAAACAGAUCCACAGAAUCAUGACUAUGUCAUCCUGUCUGGUGCUCGCAGAAAGGAGCAGAGAUGGGACCCCAAAGAAAAUGAACAGAUUGUUCCUGAAGAUAAAGCAACCCAGAAAAAGCUUGCCACUGAUGCGAUGUACAAACUGGAGCAUGGGUCAGAUGACAGUCAGAUGAGCAAGUCGAGGAUGCCGAACUUGGCAGACAUUGAAGACACGAAGGAGGUGCACAAAGAAGACUACCUUUUGAAUAAAUUGGCAAGACACAAAUUUAGGGAGGAGAAGAAAUUGCUUCAAGCUGUGGAGGCUAAAGACAAGGCUCUGUUGGUGAAAUCAUCACUUGACAUAGCACUGGUCAAGGAGACCGAGGAAGACAAGCGGAUAGCUGGUCUUAUGAAGUAUUCAGUAACCGAAUCAUUUGAAGAAAAGCAGAAGGAGAGAAGAAAAGCCAUUGAAAAAAGGCCUUUGUUUAAAACAGCCAAGAAACCCUCACAAGAUACAGUUGAGAAAGAUAAUAAAUCCACUUCUAAAUUGUUGGAGCUAGCAAACAGUCUCAACAAAGGAAACCCUUUUGACAGUCCACUGAAAAGAAUAACUACUGAAAAAAGACUUUUAGGAAUCAAGAAAAAGGAAACACCAAAAAAUAAUGCAAGGAGCCCUGAAAUGAACAUUUCUGAUUCUCUACAAAGUGGUGAACAUUUGUCUGCAGUAAAUAACAGCACUAGAGAUCAAACCAUAGUAGAAGCAAAUAGCACUGAAUUGACUUCAGAAACAUCCAAAGAUGUGAGUGAAAAAGUGAACUGUGAUACACCCAUCACUUCCCAGAGAGAGAUUUCUACAGAAGUCAACACAAACAAUGCUUUGACAUCACUCAUAUGCACCUAUUCUGACAGUGAUGAUGGAACCUAGCAUCAUUUAUUAAAUAUGUUCCUUCUCUUUAAAA
Messenger RNA from Gigantopelta aegis, 1393 nucleotides. Its product is annotated as coiled-coil domain-containing protein 130 homolog. Gene Ontology annotation, cellular component: U2-type spliceosomal complex; post-mRNA release spliceosomal complex. The transcript is spliced from 8 exons. The coding region runs from base 1 to 1359 and encodes 452 amino acids. Lineage: Eukaryota; Metazoa; Mollusca; Gastropoda; Neomphalida; Peltospiridae. Gene Ontology annotation, biological process: mRNA splicing, via spliceosome. The record is from RefSeq and is a predicted model, not a curated record.